Molecule: messenger RNA, 2429 nt
Organism: Penaeus monodon (black tiger shrimp)
Lineage: Eukaryota; Metazoa; Arthropoda; Malacostraca; Decapoda; Penaeidae
Product: basic salivary proline-rich protein 2-like
Source: RefSeq, a predicted model, not a curated record
CCGAUGGGUGGGUAGCCAGCCCAGGUCAGUGCCGGGUAAAUAGAGAUGGUGACUCGAUAAAAAUACCGGGCGGAAGGCAACGGCAAAUCACCGCUCUAAAUUGCCAAGAAAAUCAUGGAAAUCCGUGAUCGCCGUCUUUGUGUGACAGAGCACUUGAAAAAAAAAAUGAUGAUGAUUGAUAUGAAAAUUGGUAAUGAAGACGUCGGGAUAAUGACAAUAAUGAUAAUACCAUGGUUAUAACGGUUAUAACGGCUAUAACAAUAUGAUGUCAGUAAUAAUAAUGGUGGUAUCGGUAAUAACGAUGGAAUUGUCGUGAUGGCAUACCAGAUAAUAUAGUGUUAAUAAACAUAUUUAUAAUGUUAAAAGUAAAAUGUCAUACUAGAAUGGUUAUACAGACAAUAUUAUCAAGAUGAUGAUGAUGAUAAUAGAUAAUGCUAAUGACGAUAACAAUAAGGAUAGUGACAAUAAUAUGAAUCCAUUAAUGAUAAUGAUAAUAAUGAGUACAAUAGUAGUGAUAAUGGCAAUGGUUAUACGGGUCAUGAGAAUCAUGUCCAUACUACCAAUGAUGAUGUUGAUAAAAACGACUUAUUGUAUUACAUUUGACACCCGCUGCUCCUACAGGCGGGGGACGAGGUAUGGUGCGGAGGGCGCCUAUGCGGAUCCUCCAGCGAAAUGGAAUGCUGCAGCUUCGACCCAUUCAACUGCUGCAACAAGAACAACCAGUAUUGCGACCAGGAACCCUGCGGAAUGAUACAGGACGGGUGGUACUGCGGGACCUGCGCCUCCUUCGACGGCAACUCGUGCUGCAAUGACGGCCUCACAAUCUGCCAGUCCCAGGUUUGCGGCCACAAAGAGGACUAUACCUGCUGCGACGUGAACCUCCGCUGCUGCACCAUCGUUCCCCCCGAGCCGGCGCCGACGCCUCUCUACGCACUAUGGUGGUUUUGGGUCGGCCUCAUUUUCUGCCUGGCUCUGCUGUUCUUCAUCGGCUUUGUCCUCUGGAGCGACCGCCACUUCAUCAAGUACAACAUUGACAAAAUCAGAGGACUGAAUCCACAGCCUCCGCCUGGGAUUCCUUUCCAUCGCCGCGCAUCCACCAGGAUUCGUUCCUCCUUCAAGGAAUCUCGACAGGCCGUCCAUAGGGCAUCCAUGAGGCUGAGUCAAAGGAGAAGAAGGCCGCGGCCCGGUCCUGCUACGGACACCGGCAUUUCAGCAGAUCGACCUGAAGUGACCCACAUCACUGGACCGCCGCCCUUCGUGAACGGACCCCGGUCGCUGCGCACACAUCCACCCCAGCCGCCCCUCAAUCCCCAGAGUGAACCUCCUCCGCCUUAUUCUACAGAACCUUUAGGAGCCGAAGAAUUAAUCGUGCCCUCUGCUAGCGGCAACCGCGCGGGGCCUUCUCGGGACUUGGCUUGCGAAAAGUCGACAGACGAACGCAAGGCUUAUUCCCCCAUUUCACCCUCUCAUUACCUCACUCCAAGGUCAGAGAUCAGACGGUACACUCCGUCAGAAUAUUCUCAACAGGCUCCGAAGAAGGAGCAAAUACGUAAUCCUGCUUUCAAUCCCGAUUAUGACCCUUCGAGGCCUGCAACCUUUUCGCAUCCUCAGCUGCAGGCGGCCAACCUCAACCGCCACUUCCUUCCUCUUGAUUCAAGAAUUCAGAAUUUGCCGCACUGUGGAGGAAGACAUCCACCUCAAAAACUGCACCAUAGGGGCCCUCUACACCAGGGGUACGGUUACAAUAGAGAACCCCCACCACAGAGUGUUGAGGGACUCCCACCACAACCUCCAAGAGGACCCCCAAUAAAAGCCCCAAGAGGACCCCCACCACCAAGUCAGAAAGGACCAGUAGCACACACUCUCAAGGGACCGCAGCUAUUAUACUUAAGGGGACCCCCAACACACAACCCCAACUACCUCAGUGGACCUUUGCCCCAAGGGCCCAGUUACGUGGGCUCUCCAAGAAACUCUGUACCCUCAAAUGGGACGCGGGCCCCCAUGCCCCCAGGAUUUGGAGGAAAUCUUCACGGAAAUUCCCGCGUUUACCUUAAUUCGGAAACUAAUAUAGAUGAGACGAUAAUUUAAGUCUUAUAUAUUUCUCUUCAGUGAGAUCUCUCUCACUCCUUCCUUGCUUUGUUUUUGUAAUAUCUGUGAUGUUUCGGAUUGUGAGACCACUUCACCCUUUAAGUAGUUGUCUUCUUCCAGAUUUUCAUAUAUUUCCUCGCUGUUUUUCUCUCUUUUCUUUCACUCUUUUGGUAUCUUUAAAUUUCUGAAACCUGUACUUGCUCUUUCUCUUUCACUCGCACUUACCUAUUUUGUCUUUUCUGUUUUCGUGGACUUUGGGAUGUCUCUUCUCAUCAUUUAAGUUAAGUGCUGAUGUUAUUUCGUCCUUUUGAUUCCGUCAAUAAUAUUUUCUUAGCAACUGG